AUGGCCGCCAAAGUUUCGCGUUCACCAAAAAAGAAAUUGUCUUCAACUUCUGGCAAGACUACAGUGGCAACUCGAGUUAAUACACGCUCGUCAAAGGUAGCAACAAUUUUCGUCAAGCAUAAAUUAGCCCAGAGUCCCAAACGUCAGCCUCAACGUUGCAAGCAAUGCCCUGGAAAUCCGUUUCGCUCACACUGUGUUCACACCAAGCAUGGAAGGGAAUUUUUGGCUAACCAAGCGGCGGUUGAGAGUCUUCGUGCAUCUACUCCUGCACCGGAGCGCAACUUGCCUUUGCCUACAGGCCUUGGGGACGAAUCACCAGUGUGUGCUACUCCGUCUACAUCGCCGGCUAUUACACCAUCUCGCCCGUCUCAACUUCCCAACCCUUUUAUUUUGGGCCCGUCUACUCAUCAGCAUGUUGGUACUCCAAUGAGCAAUAUUUCAAAUCAAAUUGCUACUCCAAGAAGCGAUGUACCCAGUGUCAGUGUACUGCAUCACCGACAGUCUGCAGAAGCAGAAGCCUCCUCCCCAAACUCCGGAGCUAGAGGAAUACAUAUUAUGACAUCCUCGCAUCUGGCCAGCCUUUCUGUACGUUCGUCAUCCCAGAGCUCGUCUACUGGCUCUGCAAGUCGACCCAAUCGGACUAGUGCCCAGAAUCCAUACAAUGGAUAUGUUGAUGGAGCAUAUCGAGGCUCCUCUGUCUAUCAAAUUGUUCGAGGGCAUCGUCUUCCCUCUCCAAUCUCCGAUAAUACUCGUUCAGUCAAGAAAUUUACAAAUACAAUUAACUCUAUCAUUGAAAAGUGCGAAGAUAUCUCGAAAGAGACAGGUUGCUGGCUCUUCAUUGGAGCACAGCAUGCUACAGCACGCUCUGGGUCCAUUAGCUAUGCUUCCCCUCGACUAAGGCGUGAUGCAGCUGAGCAAGUAGGACAAAUUGGAACACAGUUUUCUACUCUCACUCGAAACUUGAUUCAUGCACGUACCCAAGAAACACUUGAUCUCCAACGACAGCUAGAACAGUCUCGUCGUGAGACUGAGGAGGCAAAGAAGUCUUUGGAGGCUGUUCAGGAGAACCAAAAGGAGUUGCGUAGUAUUCUAGACAGAUUUCGCGAACAGUAUCACAUUGAUAUGUAG
Molecule: messenger RNA, 1128 nt
Organism: Psilocybe cubensis
Lineage: Eukaryota; Fungi; Basidiomycota; Agaricomycetes; Agaricales; Agrocybaceae
Exons: 7
Coding region: 1-1128 (375 amino acids)
Source: RefSeq, a predicted model, not a curated record